Molecule: messenger RNA, 294 nt
Organism: Recurvomyces mirabilis
Lineage: Eukaryota; Fungi; Ascomycota; Dothideomycetes; Mycosphaerellales; Teratosphaeriaceae
Exons: 1
Coding region: 1-294 (97 amino acids)
Source: RefSeq, a predicted model, not a curated record
AUGUUCGCCGAUGAACAACUCGUUCACGAAGCUCCUGCAAACCAGGGCGAAGAACAAGCGCUUCUGGCACUGUACUAUCUCGAUGCAGUGGACCGGCAGGAGCCUCGCCAGCUGGCCAAGGACGUUAAUCCCGCAGUCAUCAGCGCCUUCGGUGGCUUCAGCAAAAACAUUGUUGCCAACGUUUCCCUUCCCGAUCCAGGGAAUAUGCUUAGGUACUUUCAGGCCUCAGGUGCCCCUACGUACUCACUGGCCCAUCAGGUUCAUCUACGUGGCAAGGACGAUUCCAGCUUUUAG